GCAUUGCUCCGAAAGCCCUGAAGUGGACAGUUGUGCUCACUGUCACGGGUUCUCCUGAACAUAGCUCACCAAGAACUUUAGGAAGGAAAAGACAGACACAACAACACACACACACACGCUGAGCAAUCUUGAGGACUGUUUGGUCCAGCAGGCUGACAACUCACCUGGGAGAGUUUGUGGAUGCCUCAAUCCCUUUGGAAGGUGUGUACGGAACCAUCUCUCUGGGAGCCAGGAGCUGCAACAGCAGGUAACGGGAAAAAUCUUUCAGGCACGACCAGCCAGCGAAUGUUCCCUGCUUUCAAGAGGGAAGAGGUGCUAAGCUAAUCAGAACCCUAACCUGAAGGACCCUGGGCUCCCAAUUCAGCUUCUUGAAUUGCACUCAAAGGCAAGUGAAGAACCAGCCCAGAGGCUUGAGCAGAGGGGUAUCCGGCUCCCUUCAAUUCAAACCUUUCAGCAGCUGAGUCACACCGAGUAAAACUUCUGGAUGGUCUUCAAAAGUGGCCCCAUUGACAGCGCAGUCCAAUAGCGUAUUUGGAGGAUGUAUUCGAUUCACGCAAAAGCCAGGCAUUGUUUCCUGUGGGAUCUCCUCUUGGAAAUCUGCUCAAGAUUAAAGGUUCCGCAGUUCCGGAGGAGGUUCUGCAGGAAGAGGAAGCCGGUGACUGGAUUCUGCUUCCUGAUGGCUCUGUCUAUGAUGGCCCUGAACCGGUUCCCCCUGCUGCUCCAAGAAUGGGGAGGGGAGUGGCGCAAGCUGGAUCCAUCUGAUCCGAGUGGACAGGGCAGUCAACCCCUCUGUUUUGACACCACCAACUCUGUCCUCCAACCAGCUCUGUGCUCCAGCCACAAGCAGCCGCCCCUGCCGGGACAGCCAGGGGAAAAGAGAUCCUCCUCCAUCUCCAGCAUUGUCUGGAAAUGGAAAGACCAGCUGGGCCAUCGAGGCAAAGGGGGCAGUCGCUCCCUCAGGUCUGAGAGGAGGCCUCAGAGACGGACCAGGAGGGCAGUGGUUGCUGUGUCUGCUGCUCCUGAUGCUGGUUUGGCAAACUCCAGAGAUGUUCGAAAACUGAUGCAGGGGAACCUUUCCCUGGGAAUUGGUGGUGGUCGGGGCAGGAGAACCCACUUGGCUGUGAAGAACACUCGGAGGGACAGUCACUUUCAGGGACCAGGAAGGAAGGAAGCAGGGCAAGAAAGCCAGAUAGAGGACAACGGACUUCUCACUCCACCUUCCAGAAGGCACAAGACCAGGAAAGCUGUGGCCCUUUCCCUCCCCAAGGGUCACAGAGGGGGUUGGGCCUCCCGGCUUGGAAUCCAGUGGCAGCCAGAUGUUCAGACUGCCCAGAUGGACCUGCUGCUUCAGACUGAGGGCAAGGCCAUGCCCAGAGCAGAGGCCAGAACCAAAGGCAGAGGAGGGCAGGUGGACACCUCUGACCAGGACUGGGCAAAGCAUGUCAGGCUGGGCGGUGCUGAGGGGCUGAGGAGGUCUCCCUGGUGUGCCCCUGGGGACCCCGGGUCUGCUCUCUCAGUCCACCGGCAGACCCCACCGUGGUUCACCGGGGACGAUCUGAGGAAGCUGAGGCUGCUGGCCCACGGACAGGUGAUCAGCAAAGCUCGGGUGCCUGCCCACGGGCAGGUCCUCCGGGUGGGGCUCUCCAGCGGCAAGGUCCAGAGCGCACUCUCUGUCGACCCUGACCGGCUCUGCUCAGAGGGGUCCUGCGGGCUGAUCAAGCGGCCCGGGGACUUGUAUGAGGUCCUGGCCUUCCACCUGGACCGGGUGUUGGGACUGCACCGGAGCCUGCCCGCUGUGGCCCGGCGAUUCCACAGUGCCCUGCUCCCCUACCGCUACACCGACGGGAUGGCCCGACCCAUCAUCUGGUGGGCGCCCGACGUCCGGCAUCUGGACGACAGGGACAACGACCAGAACUCCAUCAUGCUGGGCUGGCUGCAGUACCAGGCCCUGCUCCAGCUCCGCUGUGGGAUGCCUGGCUCCCGGGCCCCGCUCAACCAGGCCCCUUGCUUGGGCAUCCAGCACGGGGAAUGGGCCCGGCUGGCACUCUUUGAUUUCCUCCUUCAGGUCCACGACCGCCUGGACCGCUGCUGCUGUGGUUUUCAGCCCGAACCCUCAGAUCCCUGUUUGGAGGAAAUGCUCCGGGAGAAAUGCAGGAAUCCUGCCGAUCUGAAACUCGUCCACAUCUUGGUACGAGGAACUGAUCCAUCCCACCUCGCAUUCAUCGAUAACGCUGGAAAGCCUGGGCACCCGGAAGGACAGCUCAACUUCAGGCUCCUGGAGGGCAUAGAUGGGUUUCCCAAGUCAGCUGUGAGUGUGCUGGCAUCUGGGUGCUUACAGAACAUGCUCCUGAAGUCACUGUGGACGGACCAGGAAUUUUGGGAAAGUCAAGGUGGAUACCAAGGUCUGAAAGAUCUGCUUCAAACCAUUGACAGGAGAGGGCAGAUCCUAUUGGAAUACAUUCGGCAUCAGAACCUAACCAUUGUUAAGGAUGAAUCACUGUGAAGCCUUCUUGAGUUUUGGUGCCUGGUGGUUUUAACAGGGCAGUGUUCUUGGCCCUUUGAAGCUUAUGACAAGGCACUGGAUUUGAAGCCCUAUCUGACACGAGAGUCAGAUUCCAACCAUGUUGAGAAGAACCAUGCUGAAUGGACGCUGAACACCACGUUUCGGAGAAAUGGAAAUCAAAGCCAAAGAUGGCAGAUUUUUGCUCUGCUCAAAAUGGGUGGAGAGAUAGCUAGCUGCUGGACUGUUCUGUUCUGAGUGGAGGUUCUGAAAUUGAAUCACACACCCAAGAAAUUUCAAGACAAUAUUUUUCAAAGGAUCCUAUCAGCCCUUCCAGUUCUAUGCCUCUGAAACGAAAAACCAGCAGAUAAAAUCAGGAAUUCCAUGUGAUCUAAUCUUAGUAAUGUAAGUUGCACAUCUCAUGGACGUGGGUGUGAACAGGAGUGUAUCUGGAUGCCUGUGUUUGCUGUGUUAAAUGGUGAUUUCUUUUUGUAAUUGUCCUUGUCUGCUUUAUCCUUGUUUCACCUGGGAUUGUGUCCUACUAUCCUGUGGUAAUCAGUAGGGUUCUCUCUGGCAGAUGAAUGCCCAAAUCCAUUGAAUAAAAAGCUAAGAUACUA
Tachyglossus aculeatus (Australian echidna) is the source of this 3117-nucleotide messenger RNA. It is a transcript of the gene GASK1A, whose product is annotated as golgi associated kinase 1A. The transcript is spliced from 6 exons. The coding region runs from base 539 to 2503 and encodes 654 amino acids. The record is from RefSeq and is a predicted model, not a curated record. NCBI's taxonomy places the organism in Eukaryota, Metazoa, Chordata, Mammalia, Monotremata, Tachyglossidae. Gene Ontology annotation, cellular component: Golgi apparatus.